AUGGAAAGGUUACGUUACAAUAACAGGUUGGCAAUGGAAGAGGGAGAGUUAACCCAUCCUCCCAGGACUGUCGUUGGGAUUAUUAUUCAUGUUCUCGCACGUAUGGCCGAUAUCGUGGGGACUCUCAUUCAGAUUAUUGUGGACGUUCCUACAUUUGUGCCCGAUAUCGAGAGAUAUAAAUAA
Molecule: messenger RNA, 183 nt
Organism: Prunus armeniaca (apricot)
Lineage: Eukaryota; Viridiplantae; Streptophyta; Magnoliopsida; Rosales; Rosaceae
Source: the annotation of a GenBank genome assembly